ACGGUGGGUGAGACAGAAAAGAUGUACCCCUUGGUAUUUAUAAUUGUACUCUCUAAUCUUGUUUAGAUUCCUCUGUAAUCUACUAAUUUUCCUUUUGCUGCUGUUUGCUUGAAUACUUGUGUUGAGGGAAUAUCAAAUUCAAGAAAGACUCGGAUGGGCAAUUGUUUGGCCUCUUUUGGUUUUAGUUCCACUUCCGUUGAACGCAACAAUGAAAGUCGUCCUACUCCAUGUUUGAAGUCAUACUCCUUUGAAGACCUCAAAACUGCUACCAGAAAAUUUCAUCCUGACAACCUCAUUGAAAAAGAUGGCGAUUAUUUAGUUUUCAAGGGAUGGAUUGAAGAGCAGACUCUGUCUCCGUCAACACCUGAAACUGGAAUGGGUGUUGCUGUCAAAAUACUUGAACUUGAAGGUUUCCCAGACCACGACGAGUGGCUGACUAAAUUAAACUAUGUUGGCCAACUACAUCAUCCUAAUCUGGUGAAACUAAUUGGAUAUUGCCUUGAUGGUAAACAUCGGAUUUUAGUAUCCGAAUUUUCGGGCAACGGAAGUUUAGAACAUCGUUUGACCAGACGAGUGGGCACUCGGCCACUGUCGUGGGAGACGAGGAUGAAAGUGGCUAUAGGUGUUGCCAAAGGACUAUCAUUCCUUCAUGGUGCUGAAUCACAAGUCGUAUAUCGUUACUUAGAUGCAUCAAAUAUCUUACUAGAUGAUGAAUUUAAUGCAAAGCUAUCAGCUUAUUUGUCAACUCGGAUCAUGGACAUUCAGGGUUACGCAACACAAGGUUAUCCAGCAACAGAGUAUGUUGAUACAGUUGUUGCACCAGGUUGCGUUUCAGAAAAGAGCGAUGUUUAUUGUUUUGGUGUCCUAUUACGUGCACUGUCAACUGGACAACCUGCAGUUACACAAUCAAUGAUUGAUGAGCAGAACCGAUUGGACUGUGUCAUGUGUUUUCAGAAGUCAGUCCAAAUUAUGGAUACCAACAUGGAGAAAGAUGACUAUCCCCGAAAAGCUGUUGUUGCAGUUGCUGCACUUGCUUCACAGUGUACUUAUCUUAAUCCAAGCUUAAGGCCUAAAAUGUCAGAGGUCUUGCAGAAGCUACAGAAAGUUGUAAGCCCUCCAAAAUGCAUAUAGCUACAAGUUUCCCAAGCAGGUUACAUGGAUUUCUCCAACAGAAAUUUGAUCCCCUCGUUAUCAUCUCAAUGACCAGUGGCGGACCCAGGAUCCCGAGUCAGGAGUGACACAAAAGCUAUACGAAUAAUUGUUCUUCCGUAUAAAAAAAAUAUAUAUAUAAUAAAUUUUUGUAUAAAAUAAAACAAGUGGGUAACUCACGGAUUUUUUUUUUAUGGUGUUAAAUUCGUAUAGUUGAUUCUAGACAUCACAAAGUUCAAAUUGAUUGAGAACCUUUUUGUAAAUAAUGUAUUACUAAAAAUGAAACUUUUUCAAAAAUAAUGUAAAAAUAUGAAGUAACUAUUGUGAUAGAAUAUCACGUAGUAGUUAAAGGAAA
Messenger RNA from Spinacia oleracea (spinach), 1504 nucleotides. Its product is annotated as probable serine/threonine-protein kinase PBL3. Lineage: Eukaryota; Viridiplantae; Streptophyta; Magnoliopsida; Caryophyllales; Amaranthaceae. Gene Ontology annotation, biological process: protein phosphorylation. Bases 154 to 1131 code for a protein of 325 amino acids. Gene Ontology annotation, molecular function: protein kinase activity; ATP binding. The transcript has 6 exons. The record is from RefSeq and is a predicted model, not a curated record.